Molecule: messenger RNA, 1848 nt
Organism: Fulvia fulva
Lineage: Eukaryota; Fungi; Ascomycota; Dothideomycetes; Mycosphaerellales; Mycosphaerellaceae
Product: Reticulocyte-binding protein 2 a
Exons: 1
Coding region: 1-1848 (615 amino acids)
Source: RefSeq, a predicted model, not a curated record
AUGUCCGCCAUAAACAUGUACGCCAACCUCACCGAGGGCGAUCUUCGCUCCGGUAACGGUCGUAUGCUUCUCACUCCAAUGCAAAAGGCCAAGGCCAUUGGCUAUUGCGCCCUCCACCAGAUCUCUGCUCAUGCACUUCCUGCCAACGCGGAGGAGAUGAUUGCCUUUAUCAUCUUCAUGGGCUGGGAGACCGCUGUCCAGGACACCGAUCUUCUCGAACCUCUUGCCACUAAGCUCCUUGCUUUCGUUCGGAACAACGUCAACACCGACAAGCUUCGUCCUGGUAUGGUCGAGGUCCAAGACUCCAACACCAAGGUCUGGACUGCUACCUGGAAGGCCUUCACAGUCCAGUGGGCCCUCCCCGGCGGCUUCAUCUAUGGCAAGACACCUCUCGAAAACCAGGCCAGCUUUGAAUCGAUGGAAGCUAGCAUGAAGGUCGAUCGCCCAGCCAUAGACCGUCCGUUCAUUGGGCCAGCAGCUUUGGUUCGUCAAACGGUAGCGUUCGUCGAGGACUCUGCUUUCGAGGAAGAGGGUUCUGCUUUCGAGGAAGAGGGUUCUGCUUUGCAGCAAGCGGGUUCUGCUGUUGAGGAGGAUGCCAUCAGCGAGGCUGCUAUAACAGAAAUCACCAUGACCGAGGCUACCAAUGACCCCAACGACUUCCAGAGCCAAGCACAGGCUCAAGCCAAUGCUGAAGCUCAACAGGCCCAGGCUCAGCAGACUCAAGCUCAACAGGACCAGGCUCAAGCUCAAGCCAUGGUCGAGGCUCGUGCUCUUCUUUCCCGUGAGCAGAAGCAGCUGGCUCGUCUACAACAGAAGCGUGAGGAUCAGAUCCGUCUAGAGAAGGAGCGUCAGGACCAGAUCCGUUUGGAGAACAAGCGUCAGGAUCAGAUCCGUUUGGAGAAGGAGCGUCAGGACCUGAUCCGUUUGGAGAACAAGCGUCAGGAUCAGAUCCGAUUGGAGAAGGAGCGUCAGGACCUGAUCCGUCUGGAGAAGGAGCGUCAGGACCUGAUCCGUCUGGAGAACGAGCGUCUGGAGAACGAGCGUCUCGAGAAGGAGCGUCUGGUUGAGCGACGUGCUGCCAAGGCCCAACGCAUCGCAGUCAAGCAAGCCCAGGCCUGCCGCACUCAAGAGUACCUACAGUGCCUGCGUGACCGUGCUGAGAAGCAGAAGGCGCUCACGACCGCCGACAUUGCUCCACCAACCUCACCAAAGACCACCAACAUGCAGCAGAAGCCGUCUGCCAAGGAAGCCAUCACUCCAAAGGACUGCACUGUUCAGGCCAUGAACGCCUGCUCAGUCAAAGACAUUCUUGCCCGCACCGAGGCUCGCGCAGCCCAGGCGGUCAAGGGCCAGACUGCUACUUCCUCCUCACCUGCUCUGGGAAACAUUCCUCUUACUGCGAGCUUCCAGUCGGUUGUCGACAAGUACCUCCUUGGCCCUCCUGCUGCACCAAAGGUGACCAUCGGCAACAAAGUCAAGAAGUCGCCCAUCGCUGCCACUACGGGAGGACCGAAUGUCUUGCCAGCUUCCGUCCCCAGCCGCACCGACUACCAAGCCAUCCUGGACAAGUAUGCCGGACGCACUUCCACCACUGGAGGAACCAAGGCCUCACCAGCUCUCGUCCCCAGCCGCACCGGCUACCAAGCCAUCCUGGACCAGUACGCUCCCCGCACUUCCACCAACAACGCGAGCAAGACCUUCCGUCAGAAUGUCAACAAUGCCGCCGCUACCGACAAGAUUCCAGCCACCGCCACUACCACCAAAGACGGUAACGGUCUCCGUCGUUCUACUCGCAUCAAGACCAUGAUUGGAUCCAAGGGCGAGCGUCUGACUUACGCUGAAGUCUGA